Plasmodium coatneyi is the source of this 345-nucleotide messenger RNA. RefSeq lists its product as uncharacterized. The coding region runs from base 1 to 345 and encodes 114 amino acids. NCBI's taxonomy places the organism in Eukaryota, Apicomplexa, Aconoidasida, Haemosporida, Plasmodiidae. The transcript has a single exon. The record is from RefSeq and is a predicted model, not a curated record.
AUGUUUCCACAAAGAGGCUUCGAAAAAUCCGACCCCUCUUCCCCAAGCCAACGUCAAUUUGAAGAGUCAGAGGAAGGUAGAUCAGGUUAUGGAAUCCCCCCCAACCCAACUAUGAUAAACCUCAGUGGUAACCAAGAACUACGACCAAACUUCAUGCAACAACUUGGACUAAACAACAGAAAUGUAUCGCAGUUUUUAGUAAACAUGUUCGUCUACGUUGUUGCUAUAUUAAUUAGUUUAAAAAUAUGGGACUACAUGUCUUACAGCAAGUGUGAUUAUUACAAAGAUUUAUUAUUAAGAAUUGUAAGAUACCAAUCACAUAUGAAUGAUGGUAAGGUUGUGUAA